UUCUGGGCUCUCCUAGGAAGCCAUAGUUUAUGACGCCAUGGCCGCCGCCUUGGCUGGACUCACGUUGCCCGCUGUCGUGGAGGAGCUCCUGAGUGAGAUGGCCGCGGCGGUGCAGGAGAACGCGCGAAUUCCUGAUGAGCAUUUAUCAUUGCUGAAGUUCAUCUUUGGCCCAUCAGCCAUUCAGGCCUUGGACCUUGUUGAUCGACAGUCCAUCACCUUAAUCUCAUCGCCCAGUGGGAGGCGUGUUUACCAGGUACUUGGAAGUUCUGGUAAAACGUACACAUGUUUGGCUUCUUGUCAUUACUGUUCAUGUCCUGCGUUUGCCUUCUCCGUGCUGCGGAAGAGUGACAGCCUGCUGGAGCCCAGAGCACCAAGCAGGAGCAAGACAUACUCACACAACUCCUUGUUCCAAAGGAGAACAGCAUUACCCACCUAAGAGCAGUGCAAGCAUCUCUUGGCAGUUUAUCUUAGCCAGGUGACAGGGACCUGCCGACAGCUGAAGGUCUCUGACAAGCAACUGACAGACGUAUUAUUCGCAGAGAAGAAACAAAAAGCAUAAAAGGUAUAGAUUAAGCAUCAUUAUCUUUCAAAAUAGAAGUCCCACCAGGAAACACGUGGUUCAUGUGGAAGAGAGGUGAAAUAAUCUUCUGGAGACUUCUUGUUACUGUGCCUCUUCCCUCCUGGACAAGAGACUGUGAGUUGCAACCCAGGAUGUGUGUAUGGUUUGAAGUUCUGUACAGUUCUUCUGGAAAAUCAGAGCCCGCCUGUGAGGCCCUUGGAUAAAUUUCUGAGGUGGAAUCAAGCAUUUUAGACUCAAACAAACCCUAAUCUCUAUCACACCCUGUCUGCAAUUAGAUUAAGUUACUGAAGUACUUAGUAAUUUUUAAGAGGUUGGAAUGGUAGAUGAAACUGGUAAGAAAAAGUUUAGAUGAGUUAAGUGUUACUUCUUUUCUUUGGGUCCAGGGAAUCACUCUGCAGCAACAAAAGAGCAGAGCAGAGCUAUGGCCAAGCAGCAGCAACUAUAAAAAGACUCCAGGGUUUUAGUUUCACUGAGCUUUAGCUCCCGGUGGUGUUGCCAAAAAAGCUUACAUAAGCUGUAUUGUUAGAAAGGUGUAUCUGAAGCAAGGAAAGGGCUGGUUUUGCUCUGCGUGCAUUUCUGAGCUUUAUAAGAAGCCAAAUGAAGGAAGAGACAAAGUCAUGCCCUGAAGGAAGUAGAGAAACCACCAAGGAUUUCCAGUCUGAACAAGAAAACGGAAAAGAGACUCCAAGGGGAGAGUUUUAGAAGGGAGGGAGAUGGGACUCGUCUGGACCCCGAGAGAGUGAGGGGUAAGGACAGAUGGCAGUGAAGAUGAGGCCAC
Acinonyx jubatus (cheetah) is the source of this 1358-nucleotide messenger RNA. RefSeq names its product zinc finger SWIM-type containing 7 (gene ZSWIM7). Gene Ontology annotation, biological process: double-strand break repair via homologous recombination. The transcript has 6 exons. Bases 38 to 436 code for a protein of 132 amino acids. Gene Ontology annotation, molecular function: zinc ion binding. The record is from RefSeq and is a predicted model, not a curated record. Lineage: Eukaryota; Metazoa; Chordata; Mammalia; Carnivora; Felidae. Gene Ontology annotation, cellular component: Shu complex.